Larimichthys crocea (large yellow croaker) is the source of this 1654-nucleotide messenger RNA. RefSeq names its product meprin A subunit beta-like. Gene Ontology annotation, biological process: proteolysis. The record is from RefSeq and is a predicted model, not a curated record. Gene Ontology annotation, cellular component: membrane. The coding region runs from base 41 to 1654 and encodes 537 amino acids. Gene Ontology annotation, molecular function: zinc ion binding; metalloendopeptidase activity; protein binding. The transcript has 12 exons. NCBI's taxonomy places the organism in Eukaryota, Metazoa, Chordata, Actinopteri, Sciaenidae.
AGAAGGUUGAGACAAGUUUGGUCCAAGACAUCCUGCAAAGAUGAGGGGCAUCAUCUUCCUUGUUGUGAACUUGGCAAUUAUAUCAUCAUUCUCAGUGAAAUCAGAUGAACCAAUAAUAGUGGACAUUGGUGAAGACAAGGACAUUACAGAAAUAAACAAGGAUUUGGGGCAUGAUGAUAUUCUUGAGCCACCAAACAUACAAAGGAGUGCUAUUAACACUGAGAGCCGUCUUUGGUCGGAUGGAGUUCCAUAUGUUUUGGACAAGAGCCUUGAGAUGAAUGCUAAAGGAAUCAUCCUGAGAGCCUUUGAGCAGUUCGGGCUGAAGUCAUGCAUUGCUUUCAGACCAAGGGAUUCUGAGACGUAUUACAUUUCUGUCCAAAAAUCUGGCGGAUGUUUUUCAUAUGUUGGGAAAGUAAUACCCAAUGGACAGCCACUCUCCAUCGGGAGAUUCUGUGAUGAGAUUUCCACCGUUGAACAUGAGUUCCUCCAUGCUCUUGGCUUCUACCAUGAACAGUCCAGAUAUGACAGAGAUAAUUUUCUGACCAUUGCAUUCGAGAACAUCAUAGAAGGUGUUAAAAAUAACUUUCGAAAAGUUAGCAGUGAGUUCAGCACCACCAACGGAGUCCCAUACGACUACUGGUCAGUGAUGCAUUAUGGCAAAAAUGCAUUCUCCAAUGGCAAUGGGUCAACAAUUAUCACCAAAGAUCCAAAAUUCCAGGAUGUUAUUGGUCAAAGAAAGGAAAUGAGUCCCAGUGAUGUUUUGGAGCUGAACCGCCUCUACAAAUGCAACUCGACCAUUGCAUUUAAGAUGCACUGCAGCUUUUCUAAUGGGGGCAUGUGCCAAAUGAAUCGCUGCUCACAGAAUGGCACUGGCUGGCAAAUGGUUAUGAGUGUUUCUGGAGGUCCAAACUCUGAUCACACCAAUCUACCCGGGGGCAGUGGUGAUCAUAGUGGUCAAGAUGCAGGUUACUUCAUGCAUGCGAGCACAGCAUCAGGUAAGGAAGGAGACUCGGCCUGGCUGGAAACCAAGAGGAUGAGUCCUACUAGGAAGUGUCAUAACCAGUGUCUCCAAUUCUACUAUUACCACACUGGCAACGAGGCAGAUCAACUUAACAUCUGGAUCAGAGAGUUUCAAGAUGAGCAGGAUGUCAAAGGAACUCUUCGCCUCAUGGGACAGAUCACUGGUUCACCAAAAUCUUACUGGCAACUCCAUCAUGUUUCCCUGAAUGCCACCAAGCACUUCCAGGUGGUGUUUGAGUCUCGUAAAGGAGCAGGCAGCUCUUCGGGUGGAUUCUCAAUCGAUGACAUUAAUUUGUCUGAGACUGAAUGUCCUCAUCUAACCAUGCAGAUUAACAAUUUUGGCAACCUUUUGAACACUAGUGAUUUUAGAACAACCAUAUACAGCUCACGGCAGUACUCCAGAGGGGGCUAUGCUUAUAGGAUUGGGAUUAUUCUGUACAGGUCAUUUUUUGGACUGUUUGUGCAACUGUUGUCUGGUAAAUAUGAAAACCAGCUGGAGUGGCCUUGCGUAAAUAGGCAGGUGACCUUCCAAAUGGUGGACCAGAACCCCAAUAUCCAGCAGCAAAUGUCCAAGCAAAGAAGUAUCACCACUGACUUAAGACAAUUAUCUGAUGGUAAGUUUAAAACAACAUGA